GCCAGGCAGGAGCCUGGGAAGGGACUGCCCGCAGGGAGGGUGUGGCCAGGCCUCACACCCUCCCUCCUCCAGGCUGCCCCUGGUGACAGGGCAGGAACCCGCUGAGUUCUCUGCAUGGGGCCCCCAGUGCCAGGAGGCUGGAGCUGGGAGCUAGAGGCCAGAGACAUGAACAAAAUCUUCCCCCAGGGAGAUGGCAAUGGCAAUGCUGCUGCUGGAACCAAAGCCCUCCCUGGAGGUGAAGGCUUUGGCUCCCUCUGUUGCUCACGCCGAGGUGCCUGCCUCUCAGCCUUCUUGCUCCUGCUUCUGGUGACUCUCGCAGCCCUGAUCGCCCUGGUCACCAUCCUUGGACUCCCCCCGCGCACACCAGGGGUCCAGACCUGUGUGACACUGAUGAACAGGACAGGCUUCCUGUGCCACGACCGGAGGAGCUGCGUCCCAGCCAGCAGGGUCUGUGACGGCGUCCGCACCUGUGCCCAGGGUGAGGAUGAGGACGAGGCCAUGUGCCGGGAUGUGCCCCAGAGCCUCCCCAGCUUCCUCGUGGCCCGCUGUGGAGACCCGUCUUCCUGGAUCUACUCGGACCAAAAGUGUGAUGGCAUUAACAACUGCGGGGACUGCUCAGAUGAACUGAGCCCAGUGACUUCAUGCCCACCCUGUGGCCCCGGCUGGUGGCGCUGCCCCUCCACUGUCUUCAAGUACUGUGACUGCAUCCCGAGGGUCCUGUGCCGUGACCACACGCAGCACUGCUCCGACUGGUCUGAUGAAUACUCCUGUCCUGGACCCUGAGGGGGCCACCCGGGCCAGGCUGGGAGGCUGGCUGGAACGGCACUCAUAACCCUUCACACGAGCAUCACAUCCAAGAACGCGAGGGCAGGAAGGAGGCUACAAGAUCAUCUAGUGGGAUCCAUGCACCACUGCCUGUGAACAAGAAUCCCCUCUCCUGGGGGCGCCUGGGUGGCUCAGUCGAUUAAAUCUCAAACUCCUGA
This is a messenger RNA of Leopardus geoffroyi (Geoffroy's cat), 983 nucleotides long. It is a transcript of the gene LDLRAD1, whose product is annotated as low density lipoprotein receptor class A domain containing 1. The record is from RefSeq and is a predicted model, not a curated record. The coding region runs from base 115 to 783 and encodes 222 amino acids. NCBI's taxonomy places the organism in Eukaryota, Metazoa, Chordata, Mammalia, Carnivora, Felidae. Gene Ontology annotation, cellular component: plasma membrane. The transcript has 6 exons. Gene Ontology annotation, molecular function: protein binding.